AUGGAGAAAAUCUGGCAUCAUACAUUCUACAAUGAACUACGUGUGGCACCAGAAGAACAUCCAGUGUUACUCACCGAAGCACCAUUGAAUCCAAAAGCGAAUCGCGAAAAAAUGACACAGAUUCUUUUCGAACAAUUCAAUACACCUGCUAUGUAUGUGGCCAUUCAAGCUGUGCUCUCGUUGUAUGCAAGUGGUCGAACAACUGGAAUUGUUUUAGAUAGUGGCGAUGGUGUGUCACAUACAGUGCCCAUAUAUGAAGGUUAUGCUAUACCACAUGCAAUCAGUCGUCUUGAUUUAGCUGGACGAGAUUUAACUGAUUGGAUGGUUCGUUUGUUAACAGAACGUGGUUAUGCAUUUACAUCGACAGCUGAACGGGAAAUUGUUCGAGAUGUAAAAGAAAAACUUGGUUAUAUUGCAUUAGAUUUUGAACAAGAAUUAGCAACUGCAAGUCGUUCGAGUAGUAUUGAGAAAAGUUAUGAACUACCUGAUGGCCAAAUCAUAACCAUCGGCAACGAACGUUUUCGAUGCCCUGAAGCACUUUUUGCACCGGCUACAGUCGGCCGAGAAGAUGGUGGCAUUGCUGAAAUGGUGUAUAACACAAUUAUGAAGUGUGAUAUCGAUAUUCGCAAAGAUCUCUAUGCAAACAUUGUUCUUUCAGGAGGAACAACAAUGUUUCCUGGUAUUGCUGAUCGAAUACAAAAAGAAAUUACGUCAUUAGCACCGUCGAUUAUAAAAGUUCGCACUAUCGCUCCACCAGAGCGCAAAUAUGCAGUAUGGAUUGGUGGCUCGAUUCUUAGCUCAUUAGCCACUUUUCAAAAUAUGUGGAUUUCGAAACAAGAAUAUGAUGAAUCAGGUCCAUCGAUUGUUCAUCGAAAAUGCUUUUGA
Rotaria socialis is the source of this 885-nucleotide messenger RNA. The record is from the annotation of a GenBank genome assembly. Lineage: Eukaryota; Metazoa; Rotifera; Eurotatoria; Philodinida; Philodinidae.